Molecule: messenger RNA, 1995 nt
Organism: Hyaloperonospora brassicae
Lineage: Eukaryota; Oomycota; Peronosporomycetes; Peronosporales; Peronosporaceae
Source: the annotation of a GenBank genome assembly
AUGACGCAAACCGUUUCUGGCUACUCUGUCGGCAUCGACCUCGGCACGACGUACUCGUGCGUCGGCGUGUGGCAGAACGACCGCGUGGAGAUCAUCGCUAACGACCAGGGCAACCGCACGACGCCGUCGUACGUGGCGUUCACGGACACGGAGCGUCUGAUCGGCGACGCGGCCAAGAACCAAGUGGCGAUGAACGCGCACAACACGGUGUUCGACGCCAAGCGCCUGAUUGGGCGCAAGUUCUCGGACCCGGUCGUGCAGGCCGACGUGAAGCACUGGCCGUUCAAGCUGACGUCGGGCGCCGGCGACAAGCCGCAGAUCACGGUGCAGUUCAAGGGCGAGUCGAAGACGUUCCAGCCCGAGGAGAUUUCGUCCAUGGUGCUCAUCAAGAUGCGCGAAGUGGCCGAGGCGUUCAUCGGCAAAGAGGUGAAGAACGCGGUGAUUACUGUGCCGGCCUACUUUAACGACUCGCAGCGCCAGGCGACGAAAGACGCCGGCGCCAUUGCCGGCCUCAACGUGCUCCGGAUCAUCAACGAGCCGACGGCGGCGGCCAUCGCCUACGGUCUGGACAAGAAGGGCGGCGAGCGCAACGUGCUGAUCUUUGACUUGGGCGGCGGCACGUUCGACGUGUCGCUGCUGAGCAUUGAGGACGGCAUCUUUGAGGUGAAGGCGACGGCGGGCGACACGCACUUGGGCGGCGAGGACUUUGACAACCGCCUCGUGGACCACUUUACGCAGGAGUUCAAGCGCAAGCACCGCAAGGACAUUACCGAGAACCAGCGCGCGCUGCGUCGGUUGCGCACGGCGUGCGAGCGCGCGAAGCGGACGCUGUCGUCGUCGGCGCAGGCGUACAUUGAGAUCGACUCGCUGUUCGACGGCAUUGACUUCAACUCGACCAUCACGCGCGCGCGGUUCGAAGACAUGUGCGGCGACUACUUCCGCAAGACGAUGGAGCCGGUGGAGAAGGUGCUGCGCGACGCGAAGCUGUCGAAGAGUCAGGUGCACGAGGUGGUGCUCGUGGGCGGCUCGACGCGCAUCCCGAAGGUGCAGCAGCUGCUGUCGGACUUUUUCAACGGCAAAGAGCCCAACAAGUCGAUCAACCCGGACGAGGCGGUCGCGUACGGCGCGACGGUGCAGGCGGCCAUCCUGAGCGGCAACGACUCGUCCGAGAAGCUGCAGGACCUGUUGCUGCUGGACGUGACGCCGCUGUCGCUCGGUCUCGAGACGGCGGGCGGCGUCAUGACGACGCUGAUUGCGCGCAACACGACGGUGCCGACGAAGAAGUCGCAGACGUUCUCGACGUACGCGGACAACCAGCCGGGCGUGCUGAUCCAGGUGUUUGAAGGCGAGCGGUCGAUGACGCGCGACAACAAUCUGCUGGGCAAGUUCAACUUGGACGGCAUUCCGCCCAUGCCCCGCGGCGUGCCGCAGAUCGACGUGACGUUCGACAUUGACGCGAACGGCAUUCUGAACGUGUCGGCCGUGGAGAAGUCGACGGGGAAGGAGAACAAGAUCACGAUCACGAACGACAAGGGCCGUCUGUCGCAGGCGGACAUUGACCGCAUGGUGUCGGAGGCCGAGAAGUACAAGUCGGAGGACGAGGCGAACAAGAUCCGCAUUGAAGCGAAGAACGCGCUGGAGAACUACGCGUACAACUUGCGCAACACGCUGAACGACGAGAAGCUGAAGGAUCAGAUCUCGGAGGACGACAAGAAGGCGAUCGAGGACAAGGUGACGGAGACGAUCAACUGGCUCGACGCGAACCAGUCGGCCGAGAAGGAGGAGUACGAGGCCAAGCAGAAGGAGGUCGAGGGCGUGGCCAACCCGAUCUUGCAGAAGAUGUACGCUGCGGCGGGUGGCGCUCCUGGAGCCGGUGGUAUGCCUGGCGGUAUGCCCGGUGGUAUGCCCGGUGGUAUGCCCGGUGGUAUGCCAGGGGCCGGUGCCCCGCCUGCUGGAGGUGCAGACCAGGGUCCCAAGAUCGAAGAGGUGGAUUGA